AUGAACUCCCUUACUAUAUUCUCGAUGACCAUCUUGGUGGCUACGACGUUGGCUGCGCCCUUCGCCGUGCCCCCUCCUUUGUUGCCUCCAGGCUUUGAUGAACUUCUACCCUCCGAAUCCAAACAGAAGUUGAUGGAACUUCAUUUGAACCGUGAUCUGACCUUCGAGCAGCGCCGUGAAGCCAUCGAACAAGUCUUUGACGAGUUGCCUCAGGAAAUUUUGGCCAAGCUCCCUCUUCCUCCAGGACUUGAGAGACUCCCAGAAGAACAUAAACAGAAGUUCCGCAACCUUCAAAUGGACCGUUCUAUGACUGCUGUUGACCGUCAUAACAAAGUCAAAGAGAUGGUCAGCCAACUCCCAGAAGAGCUCCAGCAGGUCGUAAACCCUCCGGCUGGAAUUCCACCGAUGGUGCGUGGCUUUCCAUCUCGCCCACCACCCGGAUUCGAAGCCAUUGUUGGGCCUUCGGUCUUCAAACAAUUGGUCAAGGUCCACGAAAGCACCGAUCUUACGGUCCCUGAGAAGAAGAAUAUGAUUGACCUGAUCAUGAGACAAGUGCCUCGUGCCCAACUGGAGAAACUCCCUUUGCCUCCAGGAUUCGACCUUCUUCCAUUUGAAGCCAUCCAAAGAGUCCGAGCAAUCUUCACCAACUUUGAAAUCAACUGGGAUGAGAGACAUCGUCUUGUUAUGAACUUUAUUCAACAACUUCCUCGCGAACAACGUCGUCUUCUCCGUCCCUCACCUCCUCCAUUCAUCAUGGAACUUCCAGUUGAGGUCAGAGAACAGAUCGAAGAUAUCUUUGAUGACGUUGCUUUGAGUCCACCAGAAAGAUUCCACAAGAUGAGACUGGUCUUCCAGAGUUUGCCUGAGGAAAUGAAGGCUCGUCUUCCUCCUUUGCCAGACAAAAUGCCUCCUCCACCACCAAUGAUGACCAGCUUGUAG
This is a messenger RNA of Bursaphelenchus xylophilus (pine wood nematode), 939 nucleotides long. The record is from the annotation of a GenBank genome assembly. Lineage: Eukaryota; Metazoa; Nematoda; Chromadorea; Rhabditida; Aphelenchoididae.